GUUCCAUUCCAGGGCAAGUCGAGUUGAACGGAGGCCUUGAGGUGAGCACGAGGGGUUCGCAAAAAAAGAAAGGAAAAUAAAGAAAUAAGUGAGAGUCACCGCCAUUUCCCCGUCUUCUCCGUUUCAACUCGUCGUCGUCGUUGAAAGUUGAACCGCUCAGCGGCAGUCAACCUGCCAAUCCAUGUCCGAAUCAGGUCCACCAGCAGGCGUACUACCAACACCGGCGACAACGCCGCCGCUUGUUCCAACACACGAUCAGGUGGUCGUUUUGUAUGUUACAGUGGUUUAUGCCGUCGUUAUUUUUGGGAUAUGGAAUAUCCCCGGCGCACGAACGCUCAUCAACCCUCUCAAACUGUUCACCAUCGGUUGGCACGAACUAUGUCAUAUCAUCGCCGCUAUACUCACUGGUGGUACCAUCCUCUCUGUGACAAUAGACCCGUUUUUGGGAGGCGCAACUCUCAUAGAAGGUGGUAAACCACCCGUUAUUUUAUCCGCCGGAUACAUUGGUUCGACUAUUUUCGGUGGGGUUUUCAUCCUUGGCGGAUUCGAUACACUUGUUGCCAAGAUUCUCAGUUUCGUCCUCGGAAUCGGCUUGGUAACACCCCUCGUUCUCGUUCGUGAUAAACUGACGAUUCUACUGACGGUGCUCUAUGAAGGACUUCUGGUUGGGUUCUGGUUUAUCGCGCAUGCCCAGGCUUUGCGAUGGUAUUGCCUGUUUGUCGGUGUCAUGAACGUUUUCUUCGUGAUCUGGGAUAUUGCCGAUGAUAAGUUCUUCCGCAAGGCCAACGAUUCAGAUUGCACCCAGUUUCAUAUCAUGUUCCCACGUCUCCCUGCUCAUUUUUGGGCUUGCGUAUGGAUCAUUUUCGAGAUUGGUAUAUGUAUUGCAUUUCUGUUACUUGGUAUAGUAUCCUUCAAGCUCUCCGACGGUGAUAUGGACACGCAAGCGGCUGUUUUCCUGCCUACAUGACGCAUGUUGACGAUGAGGAACGUUUCAAGUCACGACAUACCCAACUGCCACGUUGCACUCACGGACAUUUGUAGCACGGGAACAGCGUCUCUGUAUCUUUUUGUUACAUCACCCCGCACGUAUCUAUCGCUGCAUUGCAUACUUGUUCGCAUUCUUACCACACUUAGUGAUACUGAUGACUACCGCUUUGGCCCAUCCGCUCAGAGACUGUUGCAUAAAUUAAUGUUACUAUUCACGUUUCCCG
This is a messenger RNA of Pisolithus orientalis, 1211 nucleotides long. RefSeq names its product peptidase M50B-like-domain-containing protein. The record is from RefSeq and is a predicted model, not a curated record. The transcript has 10 exons. Bases 182 to 967 code for a protein of 261 amino acids. NCBI's taxonomy places the organism in Eukaryota, Fungi, Basidiomycota, Agaricomycetes, Boletales, Pisolithaceae.